Messenger RNA from Protopterus annectens (West African lungfish), 1068 nucleotides. Its product is annotated as transmembrane protein 117-like. NCBI's taxonomy places the organism in Eukaryota, Metazoa, Chordata, Ceratodontiformes, Protopteridae. The transcript has 4 exons. Gene Ontology annotation, biological process: intrinsic apoptotic signaling pathway in response to endoplasmic reticulum stress. Bases 331 to 1068 code for a protein of 245 amino acids. The record is from RefSeq and is a predicted model, not a curated record.
UGCACUGUUCUUUUUUUUCCUAAGGCAGGUGCAGAGUAAAGACAAUUAGAAAAGUUAAAUGCAUCGCAGGUGCAGAUUGAAGACCGAUUACUAAAGUGAAAGAGUACCGCGAGCUCAUAUUCUUUUAACGGUCAUUCUGCACUGAAAGCUUUCAUUAGUAGUUACAGGCCGUCCACCAUCAAGACUGAGUCAGUCAGGCUGUCCUGCGGCGAGAACCUGGACAUACGUUACUUUAACUGUCUUACAAUAAACACAACGUUGUCAGAAGGCUUACUGACAGUUCGGUCUUUUACAUACUCAGCCUACUUUAAGAAUAAUUUCUUUAUCUUCAUGGAUGAAAUUACGUGCGACGCUGAACCUGUUCAGACUUCAGGAUACCAGGAACUGGUUGGACGUCCCUGCCAAGAACCAAGCCGAACCGAGCACCAGAAGGCAUGGGCUCGGAGCAGACAGUCAGUUGUGUUGCUGAAGAUGGGCAAAGGGUUCCGCUACUAUUUCCAGCAUCCGUGGUCUCGCAUGAUUGUGGCCUACUUGGUGAUCUUUUUUAAUUUUCUAAUAUUUGCUGAGGACCCAGUCUCACACAGCCAGACUGAAGCUAAAGUAACUGUUGUUGGAAAUUGCUUCUCCUUUGUAACUAACAAAUACCCUGGAGCCGGAUGGACUUUCCUUAAGGUGCUGCUGUGGUUGUUUGCCGUUGUUGUCGGUCUGUUAGCAGGAAAAUUUAUCUUCCACCGUCAAAUAUUUGGACGCUUACUUCGCUUGAAAAUGUUUCGUAAAGACCACGGAUCCUGGAUGACCAUGUUUUUCAGCACCAUUCUGUUGCUCUUUAUCUUUUCUCACAUAUAUAAUCUGUGCCUUGUGUUAGUUGGGACAAAGAGCUUAUUGGUGGAGAUCAAAUCUAUUAGAAUGCUAUAUGAUGGACUAGCUGAUAGGCUGUGCAGUUUUUCUACUAUGUCACCAUUAGCUGUAUCCAUUAAUGAGUGCUUAAUUAAUUUUAAUUGUACAUUUUUCUUGCUGUUUGAUUGGUCAUUUGUUCUUUUUAAAGAGCGUUACUGUGUACGUUUUUAA